Molecule: messenger RNA, 19881 nt
Organism: Aedes albopictus (Asian tiger mosquito)
Lineage: Eukaryota; Metazoa; Arthropoda; Insecta; Diptera; Culicidae
Product: beta-1,4-N-acetylgalactosaminyltransferase bre-4
Exons: 7
Coding region: 833-2311 (492 amino acids)
Biological process (GO): carbohydrate metabolic process; glycosphingolipid biosynthetic process
Cellular component (GO): Golgi apparatus
Molecular function (GO): galactosyltransferase activity; N-acetyl-beta-glucosaminyl-derivative 4-beta-N-acetylgalactosaminyltransferase activity
Source: RefSeq, a predicted model, not a curated record
AGUGGAACGUCGACUAACAUGGUUGGACGUGGACGGUGAUUUUACUUGCCCAUCAUCGCGCAACGGAGUGUUUCGGGAGUGCUUGGUGCGACACAGAAAGAAUCUCAACAACAUAUUUUCGGGGGAUUUUCCCAACAUUGCUGCGGAACCGUUUUUUUCUGUUUUCUCGGAGGGGAUCGUUUGCUACGUGUCACCCGACUUCGACGGAGUGCUUAUUGAUUGGAGUUGUAACCAUGUUAUGGUUGGAAAGUGCGUACCCGCUGCUGUGAUGAAGUUCAAGUGAGGCGUGAUGCCAGAAAAAGGCUGGGAAAACCUUGAAUCUGUGCGGUGCUGAAGGGGAAUAUUUCUAAGAAAAAGUGUUGCAAUCAUCUCCCGGGGAGGUGCCCAAAGUGAAUCACUUGGAAAACCAGGAAUCUCCAAAAUUGAAGAUCUGGCUUUGACGGCGCAGUUGGCUGUGAAUAAUUGAGAGCACCACGGUGGGGAUGCUGCGGAUGGAGUUGGGCUACUAGCUGGUCUCGUGACGAGAAAAUUGUGAAGCGUAACUACAAUCUGCGGCACAUCUGGAAGGAAGAGGGAGAUUUAUCAUUCAGGAUUGGUACAAGAUUGGAUAAGAACCGUCCAAAUGGAAGCUUAGAAUAAUUCCCUGAAGACCAUGUCCAACCGCAGCAGCAGAGGCAACCGUUGCAGGCAGGAAUUUUAAGUAGCCACACGCUAGCUACCUGCCGCCCUGCAAACUGGCGCCCGCAGUGCAAUUUUCGUAAAUCGCCACGCGGUCCCUCCCAUCAAGGUUAGGCCCCCUAGACUGCCAUCACAAUACCCCCUAAAUGGCCCCAUGGCGUCCUGUAGCCGUGCGCAUGCCAUCAAUGCGGUGCUGGUGGCCGGAUUUCUGCUGAUACUGCUCAAUCUGCUCGGCUCUCGCUGGGACUCCACACCGGUAGGGCUGCCACGAAUGGGAACAACCCAAUGGCCGAAACGCACAAGGACCAGUUCCGAUCGGUUCGUACAGGUCCACACGCCACAUCAAAACCGAACCAUCGAAAACGGCAACACCAGCAGCAGCAGCAGCAACAUCAACGGCUCCCGCCAGCGAGAGCUGAACGCGAGCCAUGACCCUUACUCCACUUACAAUCAGUCCGGCCAAUCGCGCCAGCCAACAAAUUCCCUCAAUAAUCAUGAUAUUCCUGCUAAUCAAUCGUUAAAAUCUCAAAAGUUCAACGAAUCUCAACCGACGGGAAGUAGCAGUAGUAAUUGUAGUAGCAGCAACAGCAACGAUACUAACCCUAGCUUAAGUAGUAAAAAUUCCACUAGCAUUAGCGAAUACAGUGAGAAUCUCGUAGAAGUUGUAAGUAGCAAAGAGCAAGUAGCCAAUAGUAGCGGUAAGAAAAUUGUUCCUGAAGCACAGCGUCAGCAGAAGCAGCAACAAAACGAAACAAUACAGACUGAUGGAAGCGGAGGCAAUGGUACCCAGCUAAUCGAUAGCCUCGUGAGAAAGCUGGGACGGGGUAGCUGUCCGCCAAUUCCGCCUAAUUUAGAUGGUCCCGUCGAAGUGGACGCCACGUACGAAACGCUUUCGUCCGUGGAGCAAAAGCUUGCCAUCAAGCUGCUUCCCGGUGGCCAGUACACUCCUCGCGAGUGCACAGCCCACGACCGGGUGGCAAUCAUCGUACCCUACCGGGACCGCGAACAACACCUGCCCGUUUUCCUGAAGAAUCUCCACCCAUUCCUUAUGAAACAGCAGAUCGAGUACGGAAUCUACAUUGUCGAACAGGCCACUGGGUCGCAGUUCAAUCGGGCAUCUCUGAUGAACGUUGGUUUCGCCGAAGCAAUGAAGCAGAAAAACUGGGACUGCAUGGUGUUCCACGAUGUGGAUCUGCUGCCGAUGGACGACCGGAACCUGUACACCUGUCCGGAUCAGCCGCGGCACAUGUCCGUCGCCGUGGACACCUUUGGCUUCAAGCUGCCUUAUAGUACAAUUUUCGGCGGUGUAUCCGCCAUGACCGCCAAGCAGUUCCGCACGGUGAACGGCUUCUCCAACUCGUUCUGGGGCUGGGGUGGCGAGGACGAUGACAUGUCCAAUAGGCUGAAGCACGUUGGAUUCCACAUUGCACGCUAUCCAAUCAAUAUCGCACGCUACACCAUGCUGAGCCACAAAAAGGAGAAGGCCAACCCCAAAAGAUACGAGAAGCUUGUUACCGGUGCAAAGCGGUUCGACAGCGAUGGUUUGAACUCGCUCCAUUAUAAGCUGAUCAACCUGAUCCGCAAACCGCUGUUCACCUGGGUCCACGUGGAAAUUUCCCAGGAGAACAGCUGAUGACAGUCAUUCCUGCCGAAUUGGCUAGGAUGAAAUGAAACGAACCCGGCCACCGAUGAUGACGGUCGGUCGGCGCACCCCAUGUGAUGCGGUGAGUGAGCAAAAACCUUUGAUUAAAAAAUAAAACCAAACCAAAACUACUCCCGACCAAAGUCGUGUCGGAACGAACGGAAUCUCCUCCGCUGCGAAGAUCUGAUCUGUGUAGUACUCCUCGUUACUCUGUACUCUUUGUAAAUUUAUAUUAGGCAUAGUAUUGUUUAGUAAUCCUACAUUAUAGAGAUCUGCGGAGGCGGCCAUUGUAAGCCAAUCGUGCAGAAAGAACUGUCAAAGUGUGAGCCAAAUGAAUAGGCUGAUCGUUCGUAAGAAGGCGUCGAUUGAACGGUAUUGCAAUCCGAGCUAAAUAAAUUAAAAUUAUUUAUUUUUAAUAUCGAGAACGGUAUAUGUAAGUUUAGUAAAAAGAUAGAAUUUAAUUAAUUCUGCUUUCAAAAGCUCAAGCUUAUGACGAAACUUUUGUUGCUGCACUUCUCGAAAAAACUUUCAUUGCUGCUUCUUGCUUCAGUUCUGCCGAUAUGUUUAGCUUAACACUUUACAAUAAAUUUCAGAUUUCAUCGAUUGCUCCGCUAUUUUUUUUCAAAAUUUUGAAAAAAAAAUCUAUUAUAAUUAUAAAAUGUAAACAACUUGAACCACUACGAAGUCACGCACAAAGUUUGAACAUCUAGCUUUGCAGCAAGUGUUGGCAGCUGAUGUAAACAAAAUGAACAGCGUUGCCGAAUCGACAUAUGUAACUUCCGCUUAUGUCUAUGUAGAGGAUUUCUAGUAUUGUUGCGUAGUUCGUUCUUUUUUCGAGCUGUCUUUUUGUUGAUCUGAUGUACUGAUAUUCUCGUGUUGAAGAGGUGAAAGUUGUGAAAAAUUACUAGUUGUAAGCUGAAAGUGAGACGAUAUUAGUAGGAAGCUGUGUUACUUAAAAGGGUUUUUCUUGAAGCGGAAUGUAUGGAGAAGAGAUUAGUUUUUUAAUCAAACUGCUAGACAAACAAUCCGGGUUUUAAACGCGCGAAUCUAUUCGUUAGUGAGUCAUACUAGGGGAUAGAGUAGUAUGUCUAUUUUUUUGCGUAAUUCUCGAACAACAGGACUAAAAAUAAUCUGUUACGAUGUCCAAAACUAAAUUACAGAACAAUAUUCGAGGCUUAAAAGUUAAAAUGUUUUUUAACAGACCAAAAACGAUAAAUAAUCAUUGAAUAACUAUCGCCAAGCGACUUCAGAUUUAAACGCCACAAUUUAUCAAAUAUACAACUACCUAUAGUUCGAAGAGUGUCUACGUCAAUCAUGCAUUCUGGUAUGCUAUUUAUACUAAUUUGUUGGUUUUCGAGUGCUAGUGGUCGCCGUCAUUACUCUCGCUUUCCGGUAGGGAUCAAACGAUUUGACAUCGGUAUGUUUCACAACGUCACAAUUCAAAAGUCAAUACGUUGGAUUCCUACCCGAAAGCGAACAGAAAAUGGAUUGCCUAAGCACUCGUAACUGAAUAUCAGUUCUCAGUCCCGGAAUUUGUUUUCUUCUCUUUGGGGCAUAAACCAUGAUCUUUCGGUUCCGUCUUAUUUAUAAAAAAAAUCAUUAUAGGAAUUCGAUGACAAUUAUAUUCAGGGAUGAAAACACUCACUUGUACUCAGAUACACUCACUUGCUAUUAUCUCAGCGCAUAUGCUUGCGAACAAAAAACAGCAAUGAAGCGAAGACAAGUGCUGCAAGUCUUGAUGAAGUGGUCUUCGAAUGAAGGUAUCUCUCCACACGAUGAAUGCAAAUUAUGCUCAUGUGGAGAGUCGCGUUCAUAGCUCAGCCACGAUUUGGGUAUACGUUUGUGAUCCUUACUUUGUUCUGCAAACUUUUAGAUAAAACUACAAAGUAUAACUACUCCAUACACUGUUUUUUGCCUGCAGGCUUCUGAGCUGAGAGAGUAGCAAAUGAGUGUAUCUGAGUACAAGUGAGUGUUUCCAUCCCUGAUUGUAUCAUUACUACUGAUUUGACUUCAUCAAAUCUUAAACAUUAACUCGAAUAUUAGAAAGAAUCUCAACUUUCAUCGUUUCGUGCAAUUGAAAGGAUUGAAAACACCAAAACACAUUUUAACCUAGUUUCUUAUUAUCAAAAAACCUUCCAAAUCAAAACAGUAAGAACUCAAAACUCUAACGUGUGCGUCCUUCAUUGAACAAUUUGUGAACCAAAAGUAACUUAUUUAGUAAUCAAGAGAAAAGUUUGUGGGCCGCCGAACUCGUUUGUAUAAUUCUUGUAUAUUUGAUUUUUUUUUUCAGAAUUUAUAAAUAAUUCGUCGAUUUUCUUCAAAAAUUAAACAAAUUCCUACUACAGACACAAUUCGUAGAGGAAUUUCUGGAGGAGCUCCUGGAGGAAUUUCUGUAAGGAAAAUUUUCAGGAAGAACUCCUGGAGGGAUUUCUGGAAAGAUUACUGAAGAAAUUUUUGAAUGAAGAUCUGGGAAAACUCCUUGCAGAAGUUUCUAGAUCAAUUCCUAGAACCUACAGGUGUUCCAGAAAUUUCUGGAUGAACUCCUGAAGGAAUUUCUGGAGAAAUUCCUAGAGAGAUUCUUGGAGGACUUGAACUUGGUGGAUUUUUGGAGGAUUGAAUGGUCGAAUUACCGGAGGAAUUUAUAGUGGAGUUUCUGGUGAAACCUUUCAGGCAUUCUUGGAGAAAUUCCUCAAGGAAUUUCGACAGAAAUUGUGUAGAAAUUCUUGGAGGAAUUCACGAAGGAAUUAUAAGCGGAAUGACUGAAGGAAGUUCUGGUGAAUUUUCUGGAUGGAUAUCCGCAGAAAUUUUUCGAGAAAUUCUUAAAGAAACCUUCGGGAGAAUUUCUAAAAGUAUUUUUGGAGGAAUUCCUGGAGAAAUUUCUGAAGGAAUUCGUCACGGAACUUCUGUAGGGAUCGUUGGAAGUAUUUCUGGAGAAAUCUCAGAAAAAAUUCUUUGAGGAACUCCUGCAAGAAUUUCUGGAGCGAUUCCUGGAGCAAUUUAUGAGUUCGUGCGGGAAUUCCCGGAGGAUUUUUCAGAUGAAUUUCUUGAGGAAUUCCGAGAGGAACUUCUAGAGGACUUCCUGACGAAACUACUGAAACAAUUCCAGAGGGAACUUCUGAAGAUGUCCCUGGAGGCAUAAUUCCUGGAGGAAUUUUGGGGAAAUUACUGGAGGAAUUUCCAAAAUAAUUAUUGCUAGAAUUUUUGGAGGAAUUCCUGAUGAAUUUCCUGGAGGAAUUUAUUUAUGAAGAAUACUCUGGAGGAAGUUUUAAAGGAAUUCCUGAAGAAAUUCUUUGAGGAAUAACUGCAUUUUUUGUUGGAACUCCUGAAGAAUUUCUGGGGAUUUCCGAAAAAAAAAUACCGUGGAAAUUUCUUAAAAAUGUCUGGGUGGAAUUUCUGGAGUUAUUUCUGAAGGCAUUUUUGAAGGGAGCUCUAGCGGAAUUCAUGGAGGAAUUUCUGAAGGAAUUUCUCUAAGACUUCAUGGAGAACUCUAAGAAUUUUGGAGGAAUUUCUGGAGAGAUUUCUGGAAGAAUCCUGAUAGAAUUUAUGAAACAAUUUCUGGAAUAACUCCUGGAGAAAUUGUUGAGGAAUUUCUGGUGAAAUUCCUGAAGGAAUUCCUGGAGAAUUUCCUGGAAGUAUUCUUAGAGGAUUUCCUGGAGGAAUUUGUAGAAGGAUUCCUGAAGAAAUUUUUGGAUGAAAUUCUGGUGGAAGCUUCUGAGGAAUUAGUAGAGGAAUCUCUGAAAGUAUUCCAGAAGGAAUGUUUGAAGAAAUUUCUGAAGGAAUUCUGACGGAUUUCUUGAAGGAAUUUAUGGUUGAACUCCCGGAGGAAUUAAUGCAAAAUUUUUUUGCAGAAGUUUCUGUCGAAAGUCCAGGAGAAAUUUGUUGUAGAAUUCACGGAGGAAUUAUUAAACAUGUUCUAAGGAAAUUUUUGGAGCAAUUUCUGCGAAAAUUCGUAAAAGAGCUUCUGGAGAAACUUCUGGAUGAAUUCAUGUAGGAAUUUCAGGUGGAAUUCCUGGAAGAAUUUCUGUAGGAAUUAUUGGUUGAAUUUUCCUGGUGAACUUCCUGGAGGAAUUUAUGGAAUUUUUUGAAGGAAAUUUUAGAGGUAUUCUCCUGAAGAAAUUCUGCAAAUUUUUUUGUCGGAACUUUUGGAGGAAGUCCUAGAAGAAUUUGUGAAGAAAAUUUGCGAGGAAUUUCUGGAGGAAUCGCUGGGAGAAUUUCUGGAGGGAUUUCUCUUGGGAAAAUCAUGAAUAAAGUUCUUCAAAAAUUCUUGAAGGAAUUUCUGGAGAAAAUCCUAAAGGAAUUCAUGGAGGAAGUUCUGGAGAAAUUUCUGGAAGAAUUCCUGGAGGAAUUUCUGAAGGAAUUCCGCUGGGUGGAACUUCUGGAGGUAAUUUUGGGGAAUUUUUUGGAUAAAUUGCUGCAGGAAUUUCUGGAAGAAAAUCUGACGUAAUUUCUGGAGGAAUUCCAGGAGCAAUAAAUGGUGGAAUUUUUUUGGAAGAAUAUCUGGAACAAUUUCGGUGGAAAUUUAUGGAGGAAUUUCUUGAAUAAUUCCUGCAGGAACUUCUGGAGCGAUUAUUGGAGGAAGUUUCUAUAAAAUAAAAUUCCUGGACGAAACCAUAAAUUAAUUCCUGCAGAAAUACCUUUAUAGUACCAGUAGGAAUCCCUUUAUGAAGUUCCAAAGAAAUAUUGGAUAUAUUUUCGUAGAAAUUUCUGAAGAAAUUUACAAAGACUUCCCCUGGAGAUAUCCCCGAAAAAAAAUCCUGCAGUAAUAUGGGGAAAAUCAUAUAAUUUAUUAAUUUCCGAAUCCCCGAAAGAAUACCUUAAGUAAUUUCCGAUGGGAUUGCUUGAGAAAUUUGCGAAAAAAAAAUCUUGUAGGUACAUUGAAAUCAAUACAAUACAUCAGUUCUCCCACAAAUAACUCCAAGAUUUCUUCCAGAAAUCACUCCAAGAUUUUCUUCACGAAUAUUUUUUUUUCUUUUUGGCUGUUAGUCUCCUCUCUCUCUUUCGUCAGGGAUCCCUCCAGGAGUUGUCCUUGGAGUAUUUUCAGUAAUUGAUCCAGAAAUUCUUCUAAAAUUCGCUUCAACAUUUUAAAAUUUCAGCACAAACAGACGUAACACUCUGAUAAAUUCCAUGUUACACCGAUUUAACGGUCUAUUUAAGGACAAGGUAUUUGGAGUACAUUGCUCAAAUUUUCUAGAGCACCGUUUUUUAGAACCGUUGAACGGAUUUGGAUGAAAAUGCAUCACGCUGUUGACCACCACUGAACAAUUAGUGUUUCGGCCGGAAAACGCGCGAAGGGAUGCGUACCGUGCCGAUACUGUCUGAGGUGAAACUUGAUCAACAGAAGAAACCUCUUCUUGUAAAAUAUUGUUUUCCUCACUAAGCCUCAGACCGAUUGCUCUAAUGGUUUGAGAGCGUAAGGUUUACUGAGGGAGUUUUGGAUUAAAUAUUUUACAAGUUCCAAGUGAACUUGUUGGGUGAGAUUCCAAAAACCUAAGGGCUGGUUACUUGCAGCAGAAGUCCUGGCCUCUUUAGAGAGUUUGGUAACUACCUUGAACAAGAGUCGUCUUGACGAGGGACGGAUAACUUUCUGAAUGAAACACUAAAUUUCAACUGACCUCUCUUCAUAUAUUUCAAACAUCCUUAUAUACUAGGCCUAUGUCUAAAAGAAUGACGUAUUAUCAUAUUAUUUGCAUUUCUCUAUCAUGUGCGGUACCUGCGUUUGCCCGUUGCAGUAGGGUCAAGAUUAGGGCCCUAUCUUUAUCAGUUGUUAUUUUUUCUCUGUCCUUUUCGUCUACUUCUACAGAGGCGACAGUCUCUUGUAAUGACUAAUCCUACAAUGUUGAGGUGAUAGAUAGACUGAUAAUUGCGUCGGGUAGACCCGUCUGCGUCAUAAAUGAAAAAUCUUGAAAAAUUAAUUUUAAUUAUAUUGCGUUUGUAACACCGGCUCCUGUAAAUGGACUAAUUUACACAAAUAAUAAGCAAUAUCUGAUAAAAGAGAAAGUAUUUCAAACAAAUCUGAUUUUUCAAAUGUAUUUAAAUAUGUGAUUGUUUUGUGUAUCUGUUUAAAAUGUGAAAAGCAUUUUUUUUUUUAAAUCGUUAUACUACUACGUCAGGAUACAUCCCCGGGGGAAGUCGCACACCGGGUACAUCUGGUUUGUCUUCCACUGCUGCCUGGGAUGGACUGGAUGGUCCUGGGUUGGCCUUGUUAUCAUAAUCAGUGGUCAUGUUAUCAUAAUCAGUGGUCGCCGUCCUGUUGAUGUUUCUGAGGGUGUUGCGAUGUGUCAAGAAGGUAGUUAGCGAAUCCCAAAACGAGGCAAGGAGUUGCCAGCCGAAUCCAUAUAUUUCAUAGAGGAUGCGUCCAUGCAUCAAUGUGUCGAUGAUAAACUUGAAGAAUCGUCCGAUCAUAUAUAGACCGAUAGCUGUCGAUGUUACAUUGCCUAUCCAUGUGGACCAAGAUAUCAAUUUACUCCAGUAUUUGUUGACCACGUUGUCGAUUAUUUUCUCAGAAACCAAAGCAUCAAAAUAAAAUCCCUGUCGGUUUGGUGUUUGUCCUGCUAAUAGUCUGUGAACAACAUUUGAUGCUAUUCUACGGUCUCCUUGGUCGUAGAUCAUGGUUUUCAUUUUCUGUAAACUUUCACUGUCGUAUACUCCACUUUCCAUUAGGUUGGGUAGAGGAGUGUAUGUCCAUUUGGUGAUGAUAUCGCUGGUGAGUUUAUGGGGUGCAACUGUUUCUCUCAUCCUGCCAUCAGUGGUAUACCAGCGUCCUCCGAUUUGAAAUUUGGCCGGAAGUAAUGGUGUACAGUCGAUCUCGGUUCCUCGUAAUUGUAGUGUACGUGUAACUGGUGCUAAAAACAUUGUCUGAUUCCCAAACUUCACCGGAAUCUCUUGAUAACAUAUUUCUGACUCUAUUGGUUUGACAUAGACCGGUUUGCAUUCGAGAACAUGCAGCACUUCACCGGCAACUACUGCUGUGAAUCCUGAUCUCUUCAUGAUGGUAUUCACGAAUUCAGUUGGAUUAAGUCGGGCUAAUGUAAGUUUCGUCUCCAUUAACGCCUUAUCAAUUUUGCACAUCUCCACCAUUACUGAAUUAUACACAUCAUCUAGCUUCUGUCCUAUGUAGUUUUCCACCAGUGUUAUUUUGGAGUUAAAGUAAGUGAAAAUAUCAUGAUUCCUGGCAUUGGUGGGUUUCUUAUGGAAUGGUGUUGAAAAUCCAACUGAUUCUAGUAUAAAUAUUCUCGGGUGAUCAGUUUUAUAACCCUGGUAUCCACAUAUUUUCGAUGUUCCUUUCGUUCGAAUGGAAAACAAGUGGGAAUCUGAUAUUGACGUAUACACGGCAGGGUUAUCCUUUCGUUGGGUAUCGAUAUUAAUUGUUUUAUUUACAGAUCCUUCGAAUAUAACUUCGAACUCUGUAUCUUCGCACCUUUGAUUCAAACUGAUAUCCCAGGUAGAAUACCCAUCCUCGGAAUCUAAACAUUUGCCAUGAGAAUAUGGACAUACUACACCAUGUCUGAGAAUGAUUUGAUCAUUUUCUGUAUCAAUCAUGGCUUCAUAAUUAUAAAGUGAAAUUUCAUAUUCGUAAUACACCAGUGCGUUAGUCCAUGUAUAUUCCGGUGUUCUGUAAGUUCCUCCACUGCAUGAACUGGACCGGAUACUGCCAAUAAUCAAUGUUUCACCUCUGGUGGUACUAUUCCUCUUUAGCUCACCAAUCCGCUUGUCAUGCGUAAGAGCUAAUGCUCCUAGUAAGUGUGUCGUUUUACAUUCUUCAGAAGUGAAUUCCUUUACGAUGUAGGAGUAGCUAUGCUCGUAGUCUGAAAUGUGUGAGUGCAUGCCGCAGUAUCGUAUUGAUCUUUUGAGGAUCACCUUGCACUGAUAGACCAUUACCGAACUUUUGGUACUUCUUUGAAGAACUUGUAUGGGAACUUCGGUUAUUGACAAGUUCUUAAUAGCAGGUAGGCAAGAUGAAACAUCUGUUAAAGAAUAACUGGUCAUAUUGACCUCGGGACUAGCGCAAUCAUAACCUAUCAGUCCUGACGUUUCCAAACCCAAUAUCGCGCAGAUGAGAUAGAAGAAUGCUAACAUAGUGAAGGUCCACAUUGGUGUUCUUAUUCUUGUCUUUCUUCUGGGUUUGUAAGAGUUUUGAGCAUUAAGUUUAUCUCUUAUUUGCUUCACCUUAUCAAUGUCAAUUUUCUGCCGCUUACCCCAGUUGGAAAAGUUUAUAUCAGCUUUCGUGAUAAUGGAAAGAUUUUCGUCCAUCUCGGUUAUCUCCUUUUCUGGGUUUAUAAUCAGUUGUUUGGAGUCGAAACAAGAUCCUACUCUUGUCUUGCAACUGUUCAAUGACGAUUUCUCAUCACGAUGAUGAUGCAACCUUGCAAGUUGAGAUGUGGUCUUGGGUUGCUUAGGUGUUUUUUCCGUUGAAGAUGAGUCACCUUUCACAUCUAAAAUUGCAACGUUACUCGAUGCUCGUGUAUAGGAUCCUUUUGAAGUUUCUAUAUCGACAGAUCUCACUUGUCCGUCUUGAGCCGUGUGUACCUUGACCACUCUUCCUUUCAACCAUUCACCUUGUGGAAGACUUUUAUCGGUGAUAACAACAAUGUCAUCUACCUUUAUAGGUUCCACCUUGUCGGUCCACUUAUUUCUUUUAAUGAUGGUAGGUAGAUACUCCUUUCUCCAUUUAUCCCAGAAGUACUGUGAAUAAUGUUGAACAAGCCUAUAGUCCUGCUUACUUAGGCUGUUGCUGGAUAGUGAAAGUGGUGGGACGUAUUCGCCUGCACGUAGAAUCAAGAAAUGAAAAGGAGUUAGAGGCUCGUCAUUAGGAUUGUCUAAUGGUAUAUGGGUGAGCGGUCUUGAAUUCAAUAUAUAUUCGGCCUGGAUAAGUGAUGAUCUUAAUACUUCGACUGAUGGAAGACGAUCUUUUCUGGCGUGUAGCAUGUUAUUUAAACAGUUUUUAAUUAUGCGAAUAAGUCGUUCCCAAGAUCCUCCGAAGUGGGGUGCCACGGGUGGAUUAAAUCUCCAUUUAAUUUCCAUUGCUGCAGCUUGCCGUUCUCCCAUGAUGUCGUUUAUCUCCUUGAUUAAUAUCUGCAUUUGUUUGUUUGCACCAACAAAAUUUGUGCCGUUAUCACUGUAGAGAUGCGAAAUUUUUCCUCUUCUAUUCUGGAAAUUCCGCAGGCACAUAAUAAAUGCAUCAGUAGUCAUGUUUUCUGCAAGUUCAAUAUGACUUGCCCGAGUCGUCAUGCAUGUAAAUAUAACUCCCCAUCUUUUUUCCACAGAUCUAUGGACCCUAACUUCUAUCGGUCCGAAGUAGUCCACUCCAGUAUGAGUAAAGGUGGGAUUCAUUAGACUCAAACGACAAUCAGGUAAUGCGGCCAUUUGUGGAUGUGCAGGUAUAGCUUUCCUAAUCUUGCAUACCUGGCAGUUGCUCUUGAUAUUUUUCAAUAGUGCCCGAGACUUAAUUACCCAAUACUUCUGAUACACUGCUGCCAAAACUGCUUCAUCGGUUUGAUGCAGAAAUUUCUCGUGGUAUCUUUGCAUGAUGAGUCUAGUGAUGUGAUGUUUAUAAGGUAGUAUAAAUGGUUGUCGAGUAGUUUCUGGUACGAUGUUCGUUUGACUCAAACGGCUGCAAAAUAUCAUUACACCUCGUUCGUUUAAUGCUGGCGUGAGGCAGGCAAUUUUGCUGCGUAUUGUCAGCCUACCGUUUUUAGUCAAAUCUUUCAUUUCUUCGGUGAAAACAUCCCAUUGUGCCUUUCGUAUCAGUAUUUGUUCCGCUACCUCUCUGUCGUCAUCACUAAUAUGUUUCUGGAAGUUUUUCUUAUCUUUGACCCAGUCCACGAAUUUCUUUAUCACGCACAUUCGGUUAAGCAACUUGACCCAACGAGAAUAUCGGAUUUCUUCGAUAAAGUCAAGAUCUGCUUCAUCCGAUGUGUGAAACAUAAGAGUGACAUCUCUAAGUUCCUCCGUUGUAUUUCGUGAAAAUCUGGAGCUUGGCCAACAUGAUUCUGGAUCCUUAAGAAAUUUUGGCCCUGAAAUCCACUUAGAAUUUUUCACCAUUUUUGUGCCUUCAUCAGCUGGAUUCAUUUCCGUAGGAACAUAUCGCCAUUGAUCCAUCGUUGUUGUAUCAAGUAGUUCUCCGAUGCGAUGUGCUACAAACUGCUUGUAGUUUCUGUGAUCUGAAUUAAUCCAAGAAAGCACAGUUUGUGAAUCGGACCAAAAUAUGGUUCUAUCCGGCCUUUUCCGUAAUUCCUUAUGGAUAGUUUCUGCCAAUCUGGUUCCAAGAAUGGCUGCCAUAAGUUCUAGUCUUGGAAUUGAUAACUUUCUAAUCGGUGCUACUCUUGAUUUGGCUGAUAGCAAUCUUACACUUGUUGUAUUAUUUAGUUUAUCAAUUCCUCUAACGUAUAUGGUAGCACAAAAGGCGUAUUCUGAUGCAUCAACAAACACAUGGAGUUCAAAUCUCCGGCUUUGUUUAUCCAUAAUACAUCUGUUGAUUACAAUAGUUUUUGCAGAUUCAAUUAGGCUGAGCCAAUGUUUCCAUCUUUUGUACAAAUGAUCCGAAAUGUCUUCAUCCCAGUUGGAAGACUCCUUAUGCAUUUCUUGCAUUAUGAUUUUACCAUGAAUGGUAAGAUGUGAAAUAAGUCCCAACGGGUCAUAAAUACUCAUGAUGAAAGAAAGAACUUCGCGUUUAGUAGGUUUUCGUGUUGAAUUUCUUACUUCCAAGGGUAACUUCUCAAAAUUCAACUCAAAACUGAAGUAAUCCAUUUUAGUAUUCCAGUACAAUCCGAGUACUUUUUCAGUUUGUGAAUCUUUGUCGUUCAGAACUCGUAUCUUUCCAGUUUUAAUGCGAUUGCUUGGUAACGAUGCAAGCAAUAUUUGUUCGUUAGAUACAAAAUCUCUAAUGAAGAAACUAGCAUGAUCAUGUAUAGAGAUUACAUCGUUAACUGUUUUGAUUGCAUUGUCCAUUGAGUCAAAACUGUCCAUGUAGUCGUCUACAUAGUGCUGCUUGAUGAUUGCUUCAGAUGCUUGGGGAUUCGAAUCCUUGAAUAAACUGGCGUUGUAGUUCUUUACUGCUUGUGCGCAUGCCGGUGAGCAUGUUGAUCCAAAUAUCAUUACUUGCAUGCAGUAAAUCUCUGGAUUACGAGUUUGAUCACAAUUUCUCCACAAGAAGCAUUGUUUACGCUGAUCUUCUUUCUUUAUGGCGACCUGACUGAACAUUUCUUUUAUAUCGGCCGCCACUGCAAUUGCUCCUUCUCGGAAUCUGAUCGUUAUGCCAAAUGAUGAGGUAGUAGCAUCUGGUCCAGCUAGUAACAUAGAGUUAAAAGAUACUCCAUUUAUCUUAGCGGCGGCGUCGAAAACUAAUCUGAGUUUUUUCUUAUUCUCUACUAUGAAAUGAGGAAGAUAAUACGCAUCAUUGGACCAACUUUUAAUUUCUGACGGUGUGAGUUUUCUAGCGUAUCCUUUGUUAAUAUAAUCUUUCAUCGUUUGAAUGGCCCAUUCUCUGGUUGCUUCCUCGUUUUUUAACUUUCGCUCCAUGUUUUCUAAUCGUUUGUAUGCGUUGUUGAAGCUUUUCGGGAACUUUGGAUUAUCGUAUUUCCAUAGCAGACCUAUUUCAUAGCGUACACCUUUCCGUUUCAACGUUUCGUCUAUUAAAUAUUUGGCUCUAAUCACUUCUUUCGACUGUGGUAAAUUCAGCGGGAUCUUUACACCGAAAUCCUCAAUAGAAAUAUGUCUUUUGAUGAGGUCUGAUAGUUCAGUGUCUUCUUGAAUCACCAUCAGGUGUUUCGCCUUUACCACUUCACUAAUAUUCCCGAAUAUCAACCAACCUAACAAAGUCUUGAUGGCUAUUGGAUUAUUGGGUCCACCAAUACGUGUUUCAUAUGGAACCAAUAAAUGGCUAUGGUUCAAUCCAAUUAAUAACUUUGGUUGUUCCUUCAGAUAGCUUUUUAUAGGCAGAUCUCUUAAGUACGAAUAUUUUUGUGCUAGUUCAUCAUAGUCGAGGGAUUGGAUCGGUAAAUGCAGAUCCUCGGCUGUUCUCACUUCAGCCAUACUAUAAAAUCGAUCUGUUGUUCCGCUUAUCUGGAAUUUUACAAGUUUGCUGUCGCGUUCUUCUCUUGAUACAUUAUUCGUCCAUUUCAAUGUGAGUGGUUCGCUGGACCCUUUUAGAUUCAAUUCCUUGGCCACUUCAUUAUCGAUUAACGUUAAAGAUGAUCCAGGGUCGAGGAAGGCACUUGUAUGAACACUAAUCGGUCCGUUUUUCAAAGUUAUAGGUAUUAUUUGAUAGAAUACCUGAUCACGACUAUGAUGAGCAUGUGUUGAUCCGGUGACUGUUUUUAUUGUUUCUUCCGAUGGUUGCCUUUCCUUGUAUGUUUUUACAAAUCCUCCAUGUAGCAGUUUAUGGUGUCGACCAGGACAAUUGUCUAUUCCGCAUUUUUUUUGUGAAUAGCAUUUUUUGUAGUUAUGUGGCUUAAGGCACUUUGUACAUAACUUAAGUUUGAAAACCUUGGUGACUCUUUCUUGUGGGCAUAGCUUCGUAAAAAAAAUAGCAAUCUUCUAUUUUGUGCGCCGAAUUGCAUAUGCGACAAUGUUCUCGUGGCUGCUCCCUAUUUUUGUCGUGAUGAACAUUCAUUCGUCCUUUUUUCUCCGGUGCCGAUGUGCACAUUUGCAUGUUGUUCAUUGCUAGUUGUGUGGCAGCGUGUGGUUUAAUCCAAGUAUUUAAUUCUGUCAAUGCAGGUUGUCUCUGAUGUUGUGUCACAUAUUUCUGGGUGUAUUCAACCCAAUUCACUUGUAGAUUGUAUGGAAGUUUCCAAAUGAGUUCUUCAAAUAAUCGCGGAUCUGUUAAUAAAUCUGCUCGAUUUAAAGUGUUCAUAUUUAUGAUGAAGCAAUCUAGCUUAUCCGCUAUUUCAUUAAUGGUUUUGUUGCCGAGUUUUUUUAUUCUUUCUAAAUCUCCUCGCAGCUCUCUGCAAAUCAUAGAAGCCUGGCCAAAUUGUUCCUCCAAUUUCCGCAUAAUGUGUGGAACAUUAUUUGCACUUAUCAUUAGCGGCUGCACGGAUUUUGCUGCUGUCCCUUUCAACGCUUUUUCCAGUCGUGAAAGAUUGUCUAAAUUUGAAUACUCGGCUUGAGUUGUUGUGACAUCGAAUGCAUUUUUAAAUUUAGACCAAUCUUUUGGGUUACCGUCGAAGUGCGGUAACUCCAUCAAUAUUUGUUUCUGGUUCCACAAAAACAUGUUGCGUUGGAAGUCUUCUUGUUGCUUGUUCUCGAUUACUUCUGGCUUCACGUUUGAUGCUGAAUUCAAUUUCAUUUGUGCCAAUUCACCCUGCAGUUUUUUGAUCAAGUCUUCCGUCUUCUUGAUGUGAUCGACUUCUUGCUCCAUCUUGGUGAUUUUCUUUUUAUAACAAUUCAUGCAUACCCAGCUUUCUUUGUCGUCCGGUAAAUUUUUGAGGCUAGCACACUUUUUGUGAUACCAAGUGUCGCAUAAAUCACAUGCAACUAAGUCAUCGUAAGUGUUGGGUUCUUCGCAGGCACCGCAGCUCCACAAAUCUUCAGGAGCGAUACUCUUUUUUGCCAUCUUAAAGGUUUUCUUGGGUUUUAUUGCCCCGGCGCAGUUUUGAGAUACCUGCCUCCGUGCCGGGAAUGACAAUUCAAUUUGUUUCCCUUCCGCAGUUAAAAAAUACCUGCCUCCGUGGUUGGGAUAGAUGAGUUUUGAAAUACCUGCCUCCGUGCCGGGAAAGACGGUUCAAUUUGUUGCCUUUCCGCAGUUUUUACGAUGCUGGUCCUGAUCCUGGUGGUCGGUGUGAUUUUUGUGAUAUUCGUCGGAUUUUUCUCGUCGACUUUUCACUUGCUGCUCUUCUGGCGUCAGCAACACCUUUUUACUUUUACUGAGUUCGCGAUUUUGGAUUCCUCUCUGGAGCCACCAAAUGUUUCGGCCGGAAAACGCGCGAAGGGAUGCGUACCGUGCCGAUACUGUCUGAGGUGAAACUUGAUCAACAGAAGAAACCUCUUCUUGUAAAAUAUUGUUUUCCUCACUAAGCCUCAGACCGAUUGCUCUAAUGGUUUGAGAGCGUAAGGUUUACUGAGGGAGUUUUGGAUUAAAUAUUUUACAAGUUCCAAGUGAACUUGUUGGGUGAGAUUCCAAAAACCUAAGGGCUGGUUACUUGCAGCAGAAGUCCUGGCCUCUUUAGAGAGUUUGGUAACUACCUUGAACAAGAGUCGUCUUGACGAGGGACGGAUAACUUUCUGAAUGAAACACUAAAUUUCAACUGACCUCUCUUCAUAUAUUUCAAACAUCCUUAUAUACUAGGCCUAUGUCUAAAAGAAUGACGUAUUAUCAUAUUAUUUGCAUUUCUCUAUCAUGUGCGGUACCUGCGUUUGCCCGUUGCAGUAGGGUCAAGAUUAGGGCCCUAUCUUUAUCAGUUGUUAUUUUUUCUCUGUCCUUUUCGUCUACUUCUACAGAGGCGACAGUCUCUUGUAAUGACUAAUCCUACAAUGUUGAGGUGAUAGAUAGACUGAUAAUUGCGUCGGGUAGACCCAUCUGCGUCAUAAAUGAAAAAUCUUGAAAAAUUAAUUUUAAUUAUAUUGCGUUUGUAACAAUUAGCGUGAUGCAUUUUCAUCCAAAUCCAUUCAACGGUUCUAAAAAACGGUGCUCUCGUAAUUUUGAGCUAUGUACUCCAAAUACCUUGUCCUUAAACAUUUGAUAGUUGGUCAACUGACCAACCAUGGCGCUCGCAUCGUUUUUGUUCGAGUUUGACGUUUGCCCACCUAGUUGAUGGUUGGCCAAACCCAACUUUUUCAGCAUUGAGCGAAAGUGCUUCCGUGACUACGAUUUGAAUCGGAUAAUGUUCGAAGUGUUACGUCUGUUUGUCUGUGAUUUCAGUUCAUCCUGAAGUUUUUUUUUAAUUCCCCCUAAAGUUUUUUCUUAGAAACUCCAUCUACAUUUCACCUUGAAAUUUAUUUAGGAGUUUUUCUAGAACCGAUCUAACCAUUUUUCCCGGCAAUAAAUCCCUACAGGACAUCCUCAAGGAAUUCUCCUUCGAAGCCCAACCUAUUUUUUUUUCGAUCAGAGAAGUACUCUAAGAGUUCUUCCAAAAAUCCCUCCAAGAUUUUCUCGAAUACCUACAUUCAAGAGUUCCACCAGGAGGUUCUCGAGCAGCUCCUCUAGGAAUAAUUUGCUCUAGGAGUUUCUCUAAAAAUACCCCAAUAACCUCCCGCAGAAACUGCUGACGAAACUUUCGUAAGAAUUGUUUGUUCGGAUCAAAGUUUCGCAUCAAAAAACUAUCUUUUCUAAUCAACCGUUUUGCUUUUUGGCAUACGUCUUUCCUGGUUACUCAAACCUAGCUUUUAGUUUAUGCUCCUGUCAUUGUUGGUUCCAGGCCAUUUGGCCGAACGCCAUUUGGCCGAAAGGGUUAUUUGGCCGAAUGCCAUUCGACCGAAUUCCAUUUGGCCGAAAAAUGAAUGAUGAACUUAAGUGACCAUGCCACUGUUCCCAGCCUCAGUAUAAGUCGAAAGAGCAGCCUAUGAGUCGAAGAAGGAAACAUCUUGGAUAAAAUAUAGGCAGUUUCAACGCCAACUAAUCCUUGAAUAUUGAAACUAGAAAGAAUAGCCUAUGAUUAAAAGAAGGAAAUAUUUUUGAUGAUCAUAUUGGCAGUUAGAAUGUCAAAAACUUCUUCUGAAUUCUUUUGAUCUCGAUUCGGCCAAUCGGCAUUCGGCCAAACGACCCAUUUGGCCAACUGUCGUUCGGCCAAAUGGCAUUCGAUCAAAUGGCCGGCACCGUCAUUGUCAACCGACACUUACAAUAACUCCUCGGUCACUCGUCUUGGCUUAGGCUUUAGCAAUCAAUGGCACUUGUCUUCAGCUUCGCAUUAUUGACAGCCAGUUUGCAUUCCUUCCCACUCCAAGCGGGUCCCCCCACAAUCAACGAUCGAUGGCUUUUCGACUGCCUGCUCGCCCAUACACUACGAUGUACCUUCUUUUUUGCUAGGACAUGCUUUUGAAGUAACUCAAGAAAAUUUUGUCAAGGUAUAACUCCAGAAACUUCCUCCAAAGACCACCUCAAGGACUUCCUCCAGAGAUCUCCUCCAGAAUCCUAUCUCUAGAAACUACCUUCGAGAUCUUCCUUGAAAAACUUUCAGCAAGAACAUCGUUUAGAAGCUAGAAUUUCUCUAGGAAUUGCUACGAAAAUUACUCCAAAGUUUGCUUUGACGAUUUUUACAGAGUUAUGAAAAAUUUUAUGUAGGGCUUUGAAUAAAAUUUUCCUUGAGGAUUUCCUGAAGGGGAUUAGGUACUGCCGGUAAAAACUUUUAGGUGGGGAUGACAAGAAGAAUGUUCAGACGAAAUGUAGAUGAAUUUCUAUAGGAAUAACCUUGGGAAGAAUUUUCAGAAAACAAUUCUGAAUGAAUUACUUGAGGAUUUCUUCAUUCAAAUAACUUCCACAGAGAAACAAACACGUAACACUUGGAACAAACACGUAACUUGGAACUUGGAGCUUGUACGCCAGAUAUAUACCUCAGUCAUCUGGUGCAUGGUGGCUCCAACGAGGAACUUGAUCUCCAACGCGGAACUCGAUCGUCAAUGUCAUACACUUUUUGAUUCUUUGAUAGUCGCACACUUCAUCUUUUUUCAUUGAUAAGAAACGUAAUCUGAUAGCGUUGUUACUUAUGAUCUGCAUUUUUUUUAAUCUACCCUUUAUUAGAGAUUCGCUAUAUACCUUUUGAAGGUAUUAUUUAUUUCCUUUAGAUAAGAAAAAAAUGGCGUACAAUCCCAUUCGUUUAUGAUUUCUUGUACACCGAGCGGUUAAAAGUAAUUUUACAGUCCAAGAAAAAAAACCCUAGUGCUUUCAGUUGAAUUCCCGUAAUAUAAUAGUAAUAGAACCAGUUGAAACAAAGUUAUACCAACAGCCACCAUUUUAUAGUAUUACCCAAAGACAAUAUCGCACAAGAAAUCAAACAGUGUUUCCACUACUCAAUUCCUAACAAAAACCAGUUAAUAUACCGUAAUAUCAAGCAAGAUCUACCACAGUUUGAAGUUAUAUUUAAUAUUUUCAAAAUUUUGUCCUCCGGUUGUAAACCAACUCUUCUACGCUGUCUAACGUCUUUAAAAGCGUUGCAAAUUUCAUUCAAAGAUAUCCAAGUAUAACCCGUAGACACAGGUAUAGAAUCUUCGUUACAAAACAUCAUGUUGUAAAGCCAAUCCAAUCAUUCAAAUUUAUUUAUAUCUAGUAGGUUUUUUAAGUCAUUUUUCGAAAUUUAGAAGAAAACGCGUAUUCGAAAAGUGCCAUAUCAUGCAAGGAAUCCAAAAUGAUAAUAAAUCAAUAAAGAACGAAAACAGUAAAAACACACCUUGCGUCAAUAAAGCUACCAUUGAAAGCACAAAAAGGAAAAGGGCACCAGAAACACUUUAAUUGAAAUAGAAAUCAAUCAAUAAAAGCGAAAUCAAAGACAAACAAACACAAUUACAUAUAGUUAAAUUACGGAACUUUAUUUCUGUAGCGUAACAGGUGAUACUUUAAACACUAAAAAAUGCAAACAAAAUCUUUUUCCAUAGAGAAACGAUUAAACUGAGAGCAGUUUUAUAGACGAACUCCA